Panicum virgatum (switchgrass) is the source of this 1508-nucleotide messenger RNA. Its product is annotated as zinc finger protein ZAT1-like. The transcript has a single exon. Gene Ontology annotation, biological process: regulation of DNA-templated transcription. Bases 274 to 1176 code for a protein of 300 amino acids. The record is from RefSeq and is a predicted model, not a curated record. Lineage: Eukaryota; Viridiplantae; Streptophyta; Magnoliopsida; Poales; Poaceae.
UAAAUCACUUCUGAGUAUCUCUUAAGAUUAAUGUGGGAAUGCAAUAAUCAAGGAUACGAGGAGCCACCCACAAAACAGAAAAAAAAUAUUGGAGAGGAAAGAGAAGGGAAUAAAUGUGGGGGAAGCUUGGCAGUUCCGCUAUAUUCUAACUCCCCCACGGAGGCAGGGGGGCAGUUCUCUCUCUCUCUCUUCGCCGUCGCCUCCAAAAGCUCGUAUUUUUAGCUCUCUCCUGAGCUCUCUCCAUCUCUCAUCAAGCUCUCCCAAGCUCUCGCCAUGGCCAAGAACACAUGCAAGCUCUGCUCCCGCCGCUUCGCCAGCCCCCGCGCCCUCGCCGGGCACAUGCGCGCCCACUCCAUCGCCGCCGCCAAGUCGCAGAUCUCCUCGGCGUCCUCGGCCUCGACCUCCCUCGCCGCCGCCGGCGGCGGCGGCGGCCUGGACGACGACACCGACGCCAAGAAGCCCGGUCCCAUCCAGGGGCAAGUGCUGCGGGAGAAGCCCAAGCGCCGCGCCCGCCUCGCCGUGUCCGACUUCUCGGAUCGCGAGAGCGAGACGACGGACUACUACUCGCCGGACGCCAAGCGCUCGCCCGGCGGAUCGGGGGACGCCGAGCCGGUGAGCUCGGUCUCCGACGGAGACACCCCCGUGGAGGACGUCGCGCUGUCCCUGAUGAUGCUCUCCCGCGACUCCUGGCCCGCGCCGCCGCCGCCGGCGUACUACUCCGCCUACCGCGCCGACUCAGACGACGCCCGCCCGGGCCCCGCGGUCGCGGCAACCGCGGCGCAGAAGCGGACGCGGUACGAGUGCCCCGCGUGCAAGAAGGUGUUCCGAUCGUACCAGGCCCUGGGGGGCCACCGCGCCAGCAACGUGCGCGGCGGCAGGGGCGGCUGCUGCGCGCCCCCGCUGAGCACCCCUCCGCCUCCCGCCCCGCUGCAGCCAUUGCCGGAAUGCGACGACGGCGGGGAGGAGGAGGACCCGUCCAAGGCCACAAGCGUGUUCCCGUCCGGGCAAGCUCUGGGCGGCCACAAGCGGUCCCACCUCUGCCCGGCCGCCGCCGACCCGUCGAUCGCGAUGAAGAGCCUGGGCUUCAUUGAUCUGAACCUCCCCGCGCCCUUCGACGACGUGGAGAACUCCGCCGUGUCAGAUCCCUUCCUCUCGUCCAAGCCAGCCCGUUCCUGAAAGCAAAGGAGCAGAGCAAGCAAGCCGGCUGCUUUGUCCCGCCUGCCUUUCGGUUGAUUCCAACGGAGACGAUUCGAGCCAAGGAUCAGAAGGAUAUUACUGCUUAACAAAGCAGCAAGAAAGGUAAAGAAACCGAUAAGAAAAAAAGGGAUUGGUUUUGCUUGGGUCGGGUAGUUCUUUUCUCCUAGUAUUUGUUCGCAUUGAUUCAAUCAGCUACAAUAUCGCUGUAGGCUGUAGCCCUCCGUUUCGUUGUGUCUUUUUGUUCGUUUCAAGCCAUGGAGCAGAGUAGGGAUGGGGGCAGCUAAACAGAGCUAAGCUUGCUAGUUCUUGAA